Molecule: messenger RNA, 1494 nt
Organism: Enterospora canceri
Lineage: Eukaryota; Fungi; Microsporidia; Enterocytozoonidae
Source: the annotation of a GenBank genome assembly
AUGACUGUGACUGAACGAACUAAGGAAAUCAAAAUAGGAAUGCUGGAGAGUACAAUAGCACUAUCUGACCGCAUGUCAACAUCAUUUGGACCAAAGGGACUGGACAAGAUGAUCAAGAAGGGAAAAGAAUGCACCAUUACAAAUGACGGGGCAACAAUCCUAAAAUUUUUCAAGGAAAAUCCAUUACACAACAUUCUAGGAUCCAUGAGUGAUGCACAGGAUGUGAAUUGUGGAGAUGGAACCACUUCAGUUGUACUAUUGGCUUGCUCACUUUACAAAACGAUGUCAGAAGACGACAACAUUCAUUCAGCCAAAAAAGCCCAGGCACUUGAAAUAGUAAAGAAAAUAGGAGUAGAUCAUAUCAGAAGUGUCAGAUCUAAGGUGAAUGACAUUCUCAGUGUGGCAUUGACUACUCUGAAUAGCAAAAUAGCUGCUAAAAAUGUCAAAUUGGCUAAAAUAGCAAUCGAUGCUCUCAACAGCUUUAAUUUCGAAGAUGUGAAGAUUCUGAAGAAAGUUGGUGGCAAUUUGGAUGAUGUGAUCAUGCACAAAGGAAUUGUGUUGCAGCAAAACAGAGGAUUCAUUGGUUUUGAAGGCAUAAAAACUGUCAAGCUCCUCAUUGUCCAAUUCUGCAUUAGUGCGCCUAAAACGAACAUGGACGCCAAAGUGGAGAUCAAGAGCAUUAAGCAGAUGAAGCAACUUGUUUUGGAAGAGCAGGAAUACUUGAUGAAGAAGAUUAGGAAAAUCAAGGAAUCAGGGUGUAACUUGUUAGUUGUACAAAAAAGCUUAGUUAGAGAAAGCAUCAGUAAACUGGCAUUGCAUUUGUUCAAGAAGGAAGGAAUUGAUGUUAUUGAUGGCCUAGAAAGAAGAGAAAUAGAAUAUUUGAGCAACAAGAUGAACAUAAGAGCUGUUUCUGACCCACUAUUGAUCAAACAGGCUACUGAUAUUGAAGUGGAAGUAUUCAAGUAUGAGGAAAAUAGUUUAAUGGACGAUCCAUCAAUCAACAGCACUUUUGUCAAUUUCAAGACAGAUGAUUGUUGCACCGUUGAAAUCUCAGGAGUGGAUCAGAUCGUGGUUGAUGAAUGUGAGAGAUCACUACACGACGUGCUUUGUGUUGUGAGAUGCCUGAAGAAUGAGCCUUUCAUUUGCCCAGGAGGAUGUGCUAUUGAAACUGGAAUUGGGGUGAAAUUGGAAGAGUAUUCAGGAGAACAGAGACUGUUGGUAAACAAGGCAGCAGAUGGGUUUCUGGCACUGACACACCAUUUAGCAAAGAGCGCUGGUUUUAAUACGAUUGAAAUUGUGAACAGUCUGAAAAUGAAACUGAAGGAAAACUGGAAUUAUGGAAUAUCAAUGCGUAGAAACAGAAUAAGCGACAUGGUGAAUAUGGAGCAUGUUGUACAACCAUCAGCUGUCUGUGAGAGCGAGAUUGUGCUAGCAAUUGAAACAGUUCAGAUGUUACUGAAGAUUGAUGACAUGUUGCCUACGAUAGAAAAAUGA